AUGGAUGAUUCUCGAUUUUCAAAUGGGCCAAAGGCUCAGAAUCCCACUGCACUAAGGUUGGGAGAAGUUCUUUCAGCCUGGCUUCCCGACACACCACAAGGGCGAUACGAUCAGUAUUUGCAAACACUGUCUCCGGCUUAUGAUCACUUGUUGACAUAUUCACGAUAUGACCGCAUCUGGCGUCUUUCUGAACAUAGCCCUCAUAGACUGGGCUAUAAUUCUCAGAUUGCUCUUCUAUCGUCCCCGGUGUUCGUAAUGGAUAUAGGCGACAACGAUCGAGUUACGGAUCAUCUACCGAUCUCCAUUCAGAGGAUCGCCCUCGCCCCCCGCCCCCGCCCCCGAAUUAUCUGCGCACAACAUAUCACCUGCUUAAGCAUGGAGGCGUUAGGCAGUGGGCUUUCUUUGGACCCUAAUGUCUUCAGCCACCAUAUCGGGAUAUCGUUUAAAGAUAUCGAAAAUAGCACGGGUAUUUAUAAGCUUUGCAACACAAAGAUCGAACAUAUCCCUUCAUCUGUCGGCGCCUUUGAGUAUGAGAAAAACCUCCAGAUCCUCAAAGGGCACCUAGGGCGACUUUCUAUCGCCAAUGUGGAGCAUGCAAAAGACCUGAUAAUCCGGGAUUCAAUUGAUAAAUCUAUUUACAAUCUUCAGGGUCAAUCUAUCACAUUUUCUGUGGAUGUGCCACGGACGAUAUAUGUGCAAGGAUAUCAAUCCGAGGGUGACAGAACACAGCCUACUGGGAGAGGUCUACGUGCAAGAGUUUUGGCGCUACAGGACCGAGUGUUGAAUCGUCGCAUUGCUCGGAAGCGAUUUGUGGACGAUAGCAUGUUCUGCGACCAAGGGGAACGAUAUUCACAAAAUGGCCUAGACAUUCUGCAGCGCAUUACCAUCCAUGUCACAAAUGACACUCACAAUCCCGAAUGUCAACAAGUGUUGAUUUUAUUUCCACCUUGUCCGGAAUUUGAUGGAGACGGCGCAGACAACGAUCCUCAUGUCUUUCUCGAUCCUCUGACAAAGCAGGAAAACAUUAAAUCAUUCAAGGAAUUCUGUCUAAAUCGGGACCAAGAGGACCAUGGAUCCACUAAAGCACCUACUGCGUCUCGACGGACUAUGUCUCAAGAUGUUGAAAACUUCGCCAAGGAUAUGCUCCUUGAGAAUGAAGCCAGUGCCCCUAGAAAACCAGCAGCGGUUGUCCAUCUUAUACGGUUGUACGCUCUAAAUGCGUGGUUUGACCGCCUGCAGACAUUGAAAGACCAGCUUGGAGAUCUCAGUCUACAAAGUUUAUCCCAUCGGGGCAUACAGCACAACGAAGAUCCUGAAGAUCUAGACGAGGAAAAUCUUGUAGUUGAUGGGCCGAUUAACGAAGAUGGGAUGAAAAGUGCCAUUCUUAGCUACAUCUCAUCACUGGACAUUGAAUGCCAACGAUUGAGACUUGAUUUGCGUGCGGCAAAAAUAGGAUCACCCACAAACGGUUUCGACAGUGUUCGAACAUUAAAUCAGACGAUGGAGAAGUAUACUCACAUACGAUCUCAGAUGAGCAAUCUUCUCCUUGAAACCCAGCAUUUAAUCGACGUGAAGAACAGCAAGAUACAACAAGCUUUAACAACUCGACAAAUCAAAGAAAACAGAGAGUUCAUCGAACAGGCAGCAACAGUAAAGAGGUAUGAUAUCAGGCUACCUUACUAG
Penicillium verrucosum is the source of this 1683-nucleotide messenger RNA. RefSeq lists its product as uncharacterized. The record is from RefSeq and is a predicted model, not a curated record. Lineage: Eukaryota; Fungi; Ascomycota; Eurotiomycetes; Eurotiales; Aspergillaceae. Bases 1 to 1683 code for a protein of 560 amino acids. The transcript is spliced from 3 exons.